AUGUCCGACUCAAACGAAGAGCCAAGACGUUCAAAUGAUAGAGACUUCAACGAACCUGGCUACACAGAUUCCAGCCCCCUCAUCGGACAUCAUGCCGGCGAGGAAGAUGAAGCACAAGACAAGAAAUCCGAACCUCUAUCCAUUCUCACCUUGAUUGCCUUGACAUGUGUCAAUGGCGGACUACAAGUUUUUUUCUCGACCACCAUGGCCAACCUCGCUCCCUACCUCCAACGCCUCUCCCUUUCCAAAUCCGCCAGCGCAGCCAUAACCAUCUCUCUUCCACUCUCCGGCUCCUUCGUUGGCCCGCUUUCUGGUGCCAUCUCCGACCGCCUCCGAACACGCUUCGGUCGUCGAAGACCGAUGAUGUUCAUCGCCAUGCUCUUCAGCAUCGCCUUCCUCAGCCUCCUAGCCUGGACUGAAAACCUCGUCCCUGAAUCCAAUCUGUCUGGACGUAAAGCUGCUGCAGUCUUGUUCACCAUCCUUCUCAGCAUCGCUGUGCAGCCUGUACAAGCGGGCGUGAGGGCUCUCAUGGUCGAUGUUGCACCCGCCGCGGAACAGAGUCGAGCGAGUGGGACGGUGCUGUUGACUUGUCUCUUCAUCCAAGAGAGGGACAGUAGGAGGUUGAGCUUGGAUGAUGAAGAGGGAAAGGGUAUUGGAGAGUUCUUCGGGAGGCUAUGGAGGACCGUGAAGGAGUUGCCGCCCACGAUUGGACAAGCGUGUAAAGUGCAGAUUGCGAGUUGGACGGCGUGGUUCCCGUUCUUGUAUUACAAUACCACGUACAUUGGCGAGCUGGUCGACGUCGCAGAACAGACCGAAGGCGAUCAACUUGCUCAAGCAGGCUCAGUGGCGAGCCUCUGUUUUGCAGCAGUAGGCUUCUUCUUCGUGCUGGUGCUCCCAGUCGUCCUACCGUACAUCAGCAGAUAUUUCCACGGAAAUCGCCAGACCGAUCAUCACGACGCUGAGUCUAAGCCUCGCGACCUGGUCUGGCUCUGGCUCUUAACGCAACCAGUCCUCGGCUUACUGCUUGUCCUCACCCUCGCAGCAGCAUAUCAGUGGCAAGGCACAGUUCUGAUCGCGGUAGCAGGUCUUCCUUGGGCGGUGACGCAGUGGGUUCCAUGGGCUGUCAUUGGUUACGAGACUUCCAGGUUGGGACUUACCGGUUCACGAGGAGGAGAUGAAUCGGGUGAUAGCCAGUCUGGCGCUAUCCUUGGUGUACACAACAUGGCGAUUUCGCUUCCACAAGUCUUGGCCGGUGCGAUAGCCAGUGCCAUGUACAAGAUUGCUGAGUCCGCGGGUAGUCAGGUGCCCACUGCUUGGGUGUUGGCGUCAGGUGGUCUUGCGGCUUUCGUGGCGUCGUUUCUUUGCAGGAAAAUGCUGUGAUGGUGUGACUAGAUUGACGGAUUUAGAUUGUAUCUGGCGAGAUUAUAACUUCAUCGUUGCAUGCUACGGCACUUGGAGA
Cercospora beticola is the source of this 1459-nucleotide messenger RNA. RefSeq lists its product as uncharacterized. Gene Ontology annotation, molecular function: sucrose:proton symporter activity. Lineage: Eukaryota; Fungi; Ascomycota; Dothideomycetes; Mycosphaerellales; Mycosphaerellaceae. Gene Ontology annotation, cellular component: plasma membrane. The record is from RefSeq and is a predicted model, not a curated record.